This is a messenger RNA of Culicoides brevitarsis, 4576 nucleotides long. Its product is annotated as RNA helicase aquarius. Lineage: Eukaryota; Metazoa; Arthropoda; Insecta; Diptera; Ceratopogonidae. Gene Ontology annotation, molecular function: helicase activity; mRNA binding. Bases 70 to 4512 code for a protein of 1480 amino acids. Gene Ontology annotation, cellular component: catalytic step 2 spliceosome. The transcript has 5 exons. The record is from RefSeq and is a predicted model, not a curated record. Gene Ontology annotation, biological process: mRNA splicing, via spliceosome.
CGUUUUUUAAUCUUUUCUCCCAAUUUUGCGUGUAAAUUAGCGAAAAUCCAGUAGAAAUAAUCAUCAAAAAUGCCGCGAAAGGUCGUAAAAAAGGAAAAAACGACCAAAGUCAAAGGAAAUACUGUUACAGUUGCCGAUAUUAAAGCUGAUAAAAUCACCCAACUCGCACAUCAAUAUUGGUCGCUCGAAACGAAGGACAAUCACUUACCUUUCGACCCGAAAGUCGUCGACGACAUCUACCGCCAUGAAAUUCAGAGCAACCAGCGACAGAGAAUUGUGAUGCUCGAGUUCAGCCAGUACUUGGAGAACUAUUUGUGGCCGAAUUACAAAGGAAACGAGGCAAAUCAUGCAUUUCUCAUGUCAAUUGUUGUCCUGCUGAACGAGAAAUUCCGCGAAAAAGUCGAAGUAUGGAAGAUUUUCGAGACAAAUACCGCGGAAUUUGCGAAUUUUUUCCGUGCUGUCAUGGAUGCCUGCUUAUCGGACCAUAAAUUGACGCCGGAAGCCAUGAAAGAACAAUCCGCAUUAAUUGUCCUGCUGAAUCACUGCUUCAACAGCAUGGAAGUGGAAAUUUGCCGGAACGAAGCGAAAAAACUUGUGUCACUUUCGAUGUGGUCCUGCUUGUUGCCAAAACGUCGCGAACAAGAGUUCAAAAACACGCCAGAAUGGAAGAAAUUCUGGAAAAAAUUACGAAAACGUGACAAACCAGAAAUGGCAGAGCAACUCGAGUACGAGAGACAUUUCCUGCAAAAUUUAAUAAUAAAAUUCCUCGGAGUUCUCGAGUCGGUGAAGCCCAAAGGGAAGGUCCUGCCGGAACUCGUGCGAUAUUGCGAACGAUUUAUCGAGUUUUUGAUUGAUAUUGAAGCGCUUUUGCCGACACGGAGAUUUUUCAACACCGUUCUCGACGAUUCGCAUCUCGUGGUUCGAGCUUAUUUAUCAAAUUUGGCACAACGUGAAGAAGGAAAACUUUUUUCGCAGUUGCUGGAUAUGUUGAAAUUCUACGCCAAAUUCGAAAUCAACGACGAAACAGGCGACGCUCUCACGGAUCACGACAUGACCCAAAUUCACUACAACAAGAUAAAAUCCCUUCAGAUGGCAGUUUUCACCAAAUAUCCGGAUUUGCGGCUUUUUGCGCUCUCGAAUGUGGCAAGUGUCGACACGCACGAGUCCCUGGAGAAGCAUUUCGGGAUGUUGGAUCAGAAAAGUUUGAAGGAAAUUGCGUGUUACUUGAAUUUGAUUCCGGAGGAGCUCGAGAAACCCUUUGAUUGGCAUCGGCAUGACGAAGAAUUUUUGCGGGCGUUGCUGAUUUCGCGACACGAGAGACGAACGUCGCAAUUGGAGGCGUUGAACGAGAUGCCAUUGUAUCCCACGGAGCAGAUAAUUUGGAAUGAAAAUAUUGUUCCGACGGAAUAUUUCUCGGGAGACGAGUGUUUGGCACUGCCGAAGCUGAAUUUGCAGUUUUUGACGUUGCAUGACUAUUUGUUAAGGAAUUUUGAUUUGUUCCGCUUGGAAUCGACAUAUGAAAUCCGACAAGAUAUCGAAGACGCUGUCAGUCGCAUGCUCCCUUGGGAAUCCGAAGAUGGCGGCGUCGUAUUCGGCGGAUGGGCUCGCAUGGCCCUACCAAUCCAAUCUUUUGCCGUUGUCGAAGUCGCCAAACCUCACAUUGGCGAGAAAAAACCAUCCCGCGUUCGUGCCGAUGUCCAAGUCACACUCAACGUCAAACACGAAAUCCAAGAAGAAUGGGAAAGUCUCCGCAAACACGACGUCUGUUUCCUCAUCACGGUGCAACCUUCCUGCCCGAUUGGCACAAAAUACAACUACCGCGAGCCCUUUAUCCCGCAAGUUGGUCUCGUUCACGUUCGUGGCUGCGAAAUCGAAGGAAUGCUCGAUCAAAAUGGUCGCGUAAUCGAAGAAGGCAUCGAAGCAAAGCCAAAAUUGCCGGGAGAGCAACGAACGUUCCGCGUGUGGCUCGAUGCCAGUCAAUAUCGGUACGACAUGGAGGCGCUUCAAGUGGGCGGCGACGACGUCUACGAAGGUUUCAACAUUUUAAUGCGUCGCAAACCGAAAGAAAACAAUUUCAAAGCCGUGCUCGAGACAAUUCGACAUCUCAUGAACACGGAAUGUGUGGUGCCGUCAUGGUUACACGACAUCUUACUCGGUUAUGGCGAUCCUGGGGCAGCACAUUACACAAAAAUGGGAAAUCAAGCAAGAACUUUGGACUUUUACGACACUUUUUUGGAUGUUGAGCACAUUAAGGAGAGUUUUCCGGCGUACGAAGUGCGUCUCCCGCAGAAAAAUGACAUUCAACGACCUUUUAAACUCACAUUUUGCGAUGUAAUUGCCGAUCCUGAUGGCACAGAAGCUCGCAUGGAUCCAAAUGCACCGAAAAUUAUCGAAGUUGAUGCCUACAAACCACUCGGAAGAGGUCCCUACACCUUUAAUGAACCGAAAAAGAACGCAAUUCGCUUCACACCGACCCAAGUAGAGGCCAUUCGUUCGGGAAUGCAACCCGGAUUGACGUUAGUUGUGGGUCCCCCGGGUACGGGAAAGACUGAUGUUGCUGUCCAAAUCAUUUCCAACUUGUAUCACAACCAUCCGAACCAACGAACGCUCAUCGUGACGCACAGCAAUCAAGCCCUGAACCAACUUUUCGAGAAAAUUAUGGCACUCGACAUCGACGAAAGGCAUUUGUUACGUCUCGGACAUGGCGAAGAAGCGUUAGAAACGGAAAAGGAUUACAGUCGCUAUGGUCGCGUCAACUACGUUUUAGCGAAACGCUUGGAUUUGUUGGAACAAGUAGCGCGUUUGCAAGAAUCUGUGGGCGUUCAAGGCGACGUCGCUUACACCUGUGAGACCGCGGGACACUUUUAUCUCUAUCACGUGAUCGGAAGUUGGGAGAAAUUUCAACUUGCUUUGAAUGAAAGUGACAAAAAAUUAUCCGCUGAAGAUUUUUCGCAACUUUUUCCGUUCACCAAAUUUUUCAGCGAUGCCCCGCAGCCACUUUUUAAAGGCUCGUAUGAAGAAAAUUUGGAAAUCGCGAACGAUUGUUAUCGAUAUAUCUGUCAAAUUUUCACGGAAUUGGAGGAAUUUCGUGCAUUCGAACUACUUCGUAGUGGAUUAGAUCGUUCCAAGUAUUUGCUGGUUAAAGAAGCGAAAAUUAUUGCGAUGACCUGUACUCAUGCGGCACUGAAGCGAAAGGAACUUGUCAACAUGGGUUUCAAAUAUGACAACAUUUUGAUGGAAGAAUCAGCUCAAAUUUUAGAGAUUGAGACUUUUAUUCCUUUGCUUUUACAAAAUCCCUUAGAUGGGUAUAAUCGCUUGAAACGAUGGAUCAUGAUUGGGGAUCAUCAUCAAUUGCCUCCGGUCAUCAAAAAUAUGGCUUUUCAAAAGUAUUCGAACAUGGAACAGUCACUUUUUACACGUCUCGUGAGACUUGGGGUGCCUACGAUCGAUUUGGAUGGUCAAGGUCGUGCUCGUUCCAGCAUUUGUUCGCUUUAUAAAUGGCGUUAUAAGCGUCUCGACGAUUUGCGGCACAUUUUUGAACGUGAGGAUUACAAACGGGGCAACGCUGGAUUCGUUUAUGACUAUCAACUUGUCAACGUGGAGGACUUUAAUGGCCAAGGAGAGUCCGAACCGAACCCCUUCUUCUACCAAAAUCUCGGAGAAGCGGAAUAUGUGGUUGCGGUUUAUAUGUACAUGCGACUUUUGGGAUAUCCUGCUGAUAAAAUCUCCAUUUUGACGACCUACAAUGGGCAAAAACAUUUGAUCAGGGAUGUCAUUACAGCGCGAUGUGGAAAUAAUCCCUUAAUUGGAUGGCCUGCGAAAGUUACGACAGUUGACAAGUAUCAAGGACAGCAAAAUGACUACAUUUUAAUUUCACUUGUAAGAACGAAAGCUGUUGGGCAUAUCAGAGAUGUGAGACGUUUAGUUGUGGCAAUGUCUCGAGCCCGACUUGGAUUGUACAUUUUCGGCAGAGUUUCGUUAUUUAAAAAUUGUUUCGAACUGCAACCAGCUUUUAAUAUCCUAACAGCAAGACCGCAGAAACUAAUGUUACUUCCAGACGAAAAAUACCCAACUGAUAGACUCGUAGAUGGAAAACUCGAAGAUAAGCCGAGAAUCAUGGAAAACAUGACAGAAAUGGCGAACUACGUGUACGAGAGUUACAUGAAAAAAGUUGACGAGAUGAAGGAACAGUACAAGGGAAUGUAUCAACCGCCGCCAGAAGAGGUACAAGAACAAGACUCUGACGAAGACGAGAGAAAUUCGUACGAAGAUGAGGACGAAAGAAUGCAAGUUGAUCAAGAAGAGGCUCCGAAAGUGGCAGAACCUGUAAAGGUAGCGAAAAAAGUAAAUUUGAAUAAACAACCGGAAAAGUUUGUGCCGUCAGUGAUUGAAAAUUUGGUAGAAGAUGUUGAUACUUCGGAAUUAGAAAAUCCAGGAAAAGGUAAAGGAAAGAAACGAAAGGCUAAGAAGAAUCAAGAGGAAGAGGAUGAAGAAAUGGAGGAGCAAGAAUAAUUAAGAGGUCGAAGUAUUUUUAUAUUUUUAACUUUUUUCGAUGAUUUCAAUAAAAGUUUGUAGA